Messenger RNA from Helianthus annuus (common sunflower), 3811 nucleotides. Its product is annotated as isoleucine--tRNA ligase, cytoplasmic. Gene Ontology annotation, molecular function: tRNA binding; ATP binding; isoleucine-tRNA ligase activity. Gene Ontology annotation, biological process: isoleucyl-tRNA aminoacylation. The transcript has 26 exons. NCBI's taxonomy places the organism in Eukaryota, Viridiplantae, Streptophyta, Magnoliopsida, Asterales, Asteraceae. The record is from RefSeq and is a predicted model, not a curated record. Bases 87 to 3620 code for a protein of 1177 amino acids.
AACGCAGCCUCUUCUUCACCACACUCCUCUGUUCUUCUUCUUCUAGGGUUUCAAUUUGCAACAACUUCCAAUUUUCAAUCAAAUCAAUGGAAGACGUUAGUGAAGGAAAGGACUUCUCCUUCCCAAAGCAAGAAGAACAGAUCCUGCAAUGGUGGACAACAACCAAAGCCUUCGAAACACAGCUCGAAAAAACAAAACACCUACCGGAAUACAUCUUCUACGACGGUCCUCCAUUUGCCACCGGCCUCCCGCACUACGGCCACAUCUUAGCCGGAACAAUCAAGGACAUCGUCACGCGCUACCAGACCAUGACCGGCCACCACGUCACGCGCCGAUUCGGUUGGGACUGCCACGGGUUACCGGUGGAGCAUGAGAUUGAUGUGAAGUUAGGGAUUAAGAGCAGAGAGGAUGUGUUGAAGAUGGGGAUUGAUAAGUAUAAUGAGGAGUGUAGGAGUAUUGUUACUAGAUAUGUUGGGGAAUGGGAGAAGGUUAUUACUAGGACUGGAAGGUGGAUUGAUUUUAAGAAUGAUUAUAAGACUAUGGAUUUGAGCUUUAUGGAGAGUGUUUGGUGGGUGUUUUCUCAGUUGUUUAAGAAGAAUUUGGUUUACAGAGGGUUUAAGGUGAUGCCAUACAGUACUGGCUGCAAGACUCCACUGUCCAAUUUUGAGGCUAAUUCAAACUACAAGGAAGUGCCUGAUCCUGAAAUUAUGGUGACGUUUCCGAUUGUUGAUGAUCAAGAGGGUGCUUCGUUUGUUGCAUGGACAACCACACCAUGGACACUUCCUAGUAAUCUCGCACUUUGUGUCAACGCAAGUCUUGUAUAUGUUAAGGUGAAGAGCAAAUCGAAUGGGAAAAUUUAUGUAGUUGCUGAAUCUAGAUUAUCCGAGCUUCCUGUUGAAAAGCCGAAAAAAGGGACACCUAAUGGAGCUGCAGACGAAAAGACAAAGGGCUCAAGUGGAAAAUCUAAAAAUUCUGUCGUUGCUUAUGAAGUGUUGGAUAAAUUUCCUGGAUCUUCACUCGUGGGGAAAAAGUAUGUGCCGUUAUUUGAUUACUUCAAGGAUUUCUCAGAAACAGCUUUCAGAGUUGUUGCAGAUGAUUACGUAACUUCAGAUAGUGGAUCUGGCAUCGUGCAUUGUGCACCUGCAUUUGGUGAAGACGAUUAUCGUGUUUGUAUCGAAAAUAAAAUAAUUAAUAAGGGAGAAAAUCUUGUCAUGCCAGUUGACGACGAUGGUUGCUUUACGGAAAGAAUUACUGAUUUCAGUGGUCGUUAUGUCAAAGAGGCCGAUAAAGAUAUUAUUCAAGCAGUGAAGGAGAAAGGCAGGCUGGUGAAAUCCGGAAGCUUUACUCAUUCGUAUCCGUUUUGCUGGAGAUCUGAUACUCCUCUCAUCUACAGAGCGGUUCCCAGCUGGUUUGUUGCAGUAGAGAAGCUGAAAGAUCAGUUGCUGGAGAACAAUGAGAAAACACAAUGGGUUCCUUCUUUUGUAAAGGAAAAACGGUUUCACAAUUGGCUAGAAAAUGCAAGAGACUGGGCCAUUAGUCGAAGUAGGUUUUGGGGCACUCCUCUUCCUAUUUGGAUCAGUAAGGAUGGUGUGGAUAUUGAAGUUAUCGGCUCUGUUGAAGAACUCGAAAAACGUUCAGGGCAGAAGGUAACUGACUUGCAUCGCCACAAAAUUGAUCACAUCACAAUUCCCAGCCCUCGUGGCCCAGAGUUUGGUGAGCUUCACCGUGUAGAAGAUGUUUUUGACUGCUGGUUUGAGAGUGGGUCCAUGCCAUAUGCCUAUAUCCACUACCCAUUUGAAAAUAAAGAAUACUUCAACAAUAAUUUUCCAGGACAUUUUGUUGCCGAGGGCUUAGAUCAAACUCGUGGAUGGUUUUACACUCUGAUGGUCCUUUCUACCGCAUUAUUUGAAAAGCCUGCGUUUAGAAAUCUCAUUUGCAAUGGACUUGUGUUGGCCGAGGAUGGUAAAAAAAUGAGUAAAAGAUUAAAGAAUUAUCCUUCUCCUAUGGAAGUCAUCGAUGAUUACGGUGCUGAUGCACUACGAUUGUACAUUAUCAAUUCUCCAGUAGUACGUGCGGAACCUUUACGUUUCAAAAAGGACGGAGUUUAUGGUGUCGUGAAAGAUGUAUUCUUACCAUGGUAUAACGCGUAUAGAUUUUUGGUUCAAAACGCAAAAAGACUUGAGGUCGACGGACUUGAACCGUUUGUUCCUCUUGAUCGAGCCACUAUUAUUAACUCGGCUAAUGUGCUCGACCAGUGGAUCAACUCAGCCACUCAGAGUCUGGUUCAUUUCGUUAGACAGGAAAUGGAUGCUUAUCGACUUUAUACAGUCGUUCCUUAUCUCUUGAAGUUCAUUGAUAAUUUAACCAACAUAUACGUACGGUUCAAUCGAAAAAGACUUAAAGGUCGUACCGGAGAAAAGGACUGCAGAACUGCACUUUCCACUCUAUACCAUGUGCUUUUAACUUGUUGUAAAGCAAUGGCUCCGUUCACACCGUUUUUCACCGAGGUUCUUUAUAAAAACUUGAGAAAAGUAUCCAACGGAUCAGAGGAAAGCAUUCACUUUUGCAGUUUCCCUGAAGUAGAAGGAAAAGGAGGCGAUCGUAUCGAACAAAGUGUUAACAGAAUGAUGACAAUUAUUGAUCUUGCACGUAAUAUUCGCGAGCGCCACAACAAACCUUUGAAAACUCCACUCAAGGAGAUGAUAGUUGUACAUCCAGAUGCUGACUUUUUAGAUGACAUUGGUGGCAAACUGAAAGAGUUUGUGUUAGAGGAGCUUAAUGUUAAAUCUGUUGUGCCAUGCAAUGAUCCUUUGAAGUAUGCUUCUUUACGUGCCGAACCUGAUUUUAGCGUGUUGGGUAGAAGACUGGGAAAGUCAAUGAAAGUAGUUGCAGAUGCAGUGAAGGCAAUGUCACAGGAAGACAUUUUAUCUUUUGAAAAAAUAGGAGAAAUUACUAUUGCUAAUCACGUCUUAAAGCUCUCUGAUAUCAAGAUUGUGCGUGGAUUUAAACGCCCUGAUGGCAUGACAGAAGAGCAAAUGGAUGCAGCUAGUGAUGGUGAUGUUUUGGUUAUCAUUGAUUUGCAACGUGAUGAUUCAUUGUUGGAAGCUGGAUUUGCACGUGAGGUUGUUAACCGAAUUCAAAAGCUAAGGAAAAAAUCCGCACUUGAACCCACCGAUGCAGUGGAGGUCUACUUCAAAUCGUUGGAUGAAGAUGUAUCAGUUUCCGCAGAAAUGUUAAAAUCCCAGGAAGCAUACAUCAAAGAGGCACUUGGCUCUUCUUUACUCCAGUUUAGCAUGAUUCCAAAACAUGCAGUAAUCAUUGCUGAGGAGACCUACAAGAACAUCUCAAAUUCUGACUUUCAGAUCACUUUGUCAAGAGCAGCAUUAGUAUUUAAUGAGAACGCAAUUGUUGACUUAUACGCAGGGAAUACAAAGUAUGCACAGGCAUUGCAGGUAUAUCUGUUGUCAAGAGACCACAGCAAUCUAAAGUCGGAAUUUCAGCACGGAAAUGGAAAGAUUACGGUGAGCUGCAUUGAAAACCAGCCUGCUGUUGAUGUGGUCUUGGGAAAACACGUGCACUUGACCGUUGGUGAUUAUUUCGCAAGCACAAAAGCUCUUUGAUAAUCAUCUUUAAUACAUUUAUUUUUGGUCAUACGAUUACAAGUUUGUCAGGACUAUAAAGAAAAUACAAGAAACAAUUUGUGUUGUUGCUAUACUUGUUGUUUGGUUCAGUUUUGUAAAGACGUUAUCUUAGUUGUUUUUGCAUUUUUGAUAUAAUUUGCUCAGCAAGACAAUGGACUUGUUGGAUCAGA